This is a messenger RNA of Tuber aestivum (summer truffle), 3804 nucleotides long. The record is from the annotation of a GenBank genome assembly. NCBI's taxonomy places the organism in Eukaryota, Fungi, Ascomycota, Pezizomycetes, Pezizales, Tuberaceae.
AUGGCCUCCAGAAAUAUUUCCAGCGAAUACUCAUCACCAUGCACUGACCCUUGUUUGGUGGCUAUGGUGCUAGCUAUCCGGACCCCCGUCCUCUUCCAACGUCAAAGCUAGCAUACAAUUCAAGAUGGUGUACGAGUACAGGUACAACAAAGGCAUGGAGGUUUCUCACGUAUAUAUCCUACCCACAGCUUCCUCAUCCUCCUCUAGACCAUUCUAGCAAACAAACGUUAUCCUCCUAUUCCUCCCCUUCUCUCACCCCCCCUCUACUCCCCCAUUCCGUUCUCCUCUUCGCUGCCCCCACUGCCGCCAAUACGGUUCCAAAGCCUCCCUUUCCCCUCCGACCAAGCACCCCGCUAGUUCAGCAAACAAUCACAGACAUUUUCCAUCCACAAUGCAGCUCACUCCGGACAUGAAGAGUUGGGUGGAGAGUAAGAUUCAGGAGCUCACUCUCGAAGAGAAAGCCUUCCUUCUGUCCGGCGUUGAUAUAUGGAGAACGCAUGCGGUUCCCCGCGUGGAAAUACCGCAAUUGAAGGUUGGAUUACAAUUCCCCAUUCCCCGCGAUCUGCAGGCCGGAGAAGCUUCUCCAAAUUAAACACUCUUGUUUGCUUGCCUAUUUCCUGACGCUGUGUAGACUACAGAUGGCCCUGUCGGAGUUAGGGGUGGUACGAUGGUUGAUGGAACCACCGCUGCUCUCACUCCCAGUGCCGUAUCACUCUCUGCAACCUGGGAUGUCGAGAUCGUAGCUGGUAUCGGAGAUCUCCUCGCAACGGAGGUUCGAGACAAAAAGGCGGAUAUCCUGCUGGCACCAACAGGUCUGUGGUCGACAAGAACCCUAACCCUAUCACUCACCAAUACCAACCCCCGUGUGGGCGGCCCAGCUAAUGCGCGCUAGUUUGCUUACAUCGCUCGCCCCUGGGCGGCCGGAAUUUUGAAUCUUUCUCUGGCGAUGAUCCAUUCCUUGGAGGGAAGCUUGCGGCAUCGUAUAUCAACGCUGUGGAGAAACAUGGGAUCGCUACCACGAUCAAACAUUUCGCUGCCAAUGAUCAGGAGACAAGACGCUUUGUAGUUGACCAGGUGAUAACGGAUAGAUGCCUUCGCGAGCUUCACCUUGUUCCAUUUCAGAUUGCUAUCCGGGAUUCCAAUCCUUCGUGUGUUAUGGCCAGUUACUCCAAGAUGAAUGGGGUAUAUGCGAGCAACAAUAAGCGUUUAUUGACGGGUAUCUUGAGAGACGAAUGGAAGUUUGAUGGUAUAGUCAUGAGUGAUUGGUUCGGUGUCAACAGCAUUGUCCCUAGCGUUGAAGCUGGACUCGAUUUGGAGAUGCCCGGACCGGCCAGGAAACGGGGCAAGAAUCUUGUUGAUGCGGUAAACAAGGGUUUCAUGAUGGAAUCUACACUCAACAUCAAUGUUAGGAGGGUCUUAGGAUUGGUACGUUUGCUAUUGCCCGAUGAUAUCUACAAUCGGCGCACUUAUCGCGCACGCCCCCUCAUUCAAUCGUCGCGCAACAAAAACUGAUCGAGUAACCCCCAACAGAUCUAUAAGACGGGAAAGUAUAAGCACCCCCUCAGAGAAGAGGAACCCGAAGUCGCGAACAACAGACCCGAACACCGAGCAUUCCUAAGAAGGGCAGCUUCGGAAGGCAUCGUCCUAUUAAAAAACGAGAGGGGGCUCUUACCUCUAAAGUUGGAAAAAGCAAAGCAGGUCGCAUUUAUCGGGCCGAACGCAAGAGCAUCUGUUGCUGCAGGUGGAGGGUGAGUACUCGUACUGGACCAAUCCAAGAAAUUUCAUCACCGUGUUCCCCAAACCGUUCCAUCCCACCCUUUACCCGGCCCAUUCCGAGAUUCUUCUUGCAUAAGUGGUGUGCUUGGCGGGGGCAUGGGGGAAAAAAAGCUCGGAACCUCGCCGGCUAACUUUCUUUACCCAAAGUUCCGCGGCUCUAAACCCCCACUACCGCCAAAAUCCAUACGAUUCCUUCGUCGAAAAUGCCGCAUCCAAGUUCCCAAAUCUGAAGGCUGAGCACGCAAAGGGAUGCCUAGCCAACAAAUGGGUUCCCCUAUUCCCGGAGACCUGCGUUUCGCCCGAGAACGGUAAGCAUGGCAUGUACAUGGAGUACUUUGACAACACGGCUCUGCGUGGACCGGCAGUUCACGCCGCUCACCGCGAGAGCACACUGCUGUCGUGCUACGACAAUUUGCCAAAGUCUUUUGUGCCGGGGAAGAGAUAUUCGUACCGUGCGACUGGGCUGUUAACCCCCAAGACCUCUGGGAGGCACACCUUUAGCAUGGGCUCAUGCGGGCCAGGGAGACUCCUGGUUGACAAGAAGGUAAUCAUUAACAUCUGGAACCGGACCAAGGAGUCUGAACGCUCAGAGAUGUUUAUGGCCUAUGCCUCCCCAGAGGUGCGCCACGAUCUUGACAUGGUUGGUGGAAAAACCUACUUGAUUGAGGUGGAGGGUGUAUCCAAGGAACUGGACCCCAUCCCUGUGCACUAUACGAAUGAGUUAUAUAGGGAUGAGGUCAUGGACGGGUCGAGGGUAGGGUUUACGGAAGAGGUUAAGGAUGAUUUGUUAGGCGAAGCAGUGGAUUUGGCCAAAGAGUCGGAUUUGGUUGUCCUGGUUGUUGGGAAGAACAUUGAGUGGGAGAGCGAGGCUUAUGAUAUGAAGAGCAUGGAUCUACCAGGUGGCCAAGAUGAGCUUAUCACCAAGGUGCUCAAGGCUAAUCAGAACUCGAUUAUCGUAAAUCAGUCGGGAUCUCCGAUUACAAUGCCCUGGGUUGAUCAAGCGUCUACCGUUCUCCAGGUGUGUACCUCCCCCCAUCCUACACCAAGCUUACCGUUCUUCAACGUCCGUGACAUGUGACUGACGUUCCCAGGCGUGGUAUCAAGGACAAGAACUCGGAAAUGCGCUUUGGGAUGUUCUUGUCGGAAACAUUUCGCCUUGCGGCAAGCUCCCGGUGACCUUCCCCAAGCGGUUAGAAGAUACCCCGUCGUUCCACAAUUUUCCGGGCGAGAACGACAGGGUGGUUUACGGAGAGGGCAUCUGGCUAGGGUACCGCCACUACGACAAAGCAAAGGUUGAUCCCCUCUUCCCCUUCGGAUUCGGCCUCUCGUACACCAAAUUCGAGUACAAGAACACGAGGGUUUCAUCCGAGAUAUUCAAGGACAAGACGACGGUAUCAGUGGACGUUACCAAUGUUGGAAGAAUGGCCGGAAAGGAAUCCAUUCAGUUCUAUGUCUCACAGACCUCAAAGCCCGGCCUAGCCCGCCCCAUCAAGGAGUUGAAGGGCUUCGCAAAGGUGGACUUGAAGCCAGGGGAGACAAAGACUGCCAGCUACGUGCUGGACAAGUACGCGCUGGGAUAUUAUGACGAGAAGAAAAUGUCUUGGGUGGUUGACAAGGACGCCCAAUUUCAGGUUCACGCAGCGGCAAGCUCAAGGGAUAUAAGAGGAUCAGUGAAGUUCCGAGUUUCAGGCACCAUGCAGUGGAUAAAUUGAUUUUUCCUCCACGUCUCGCCCCCCACCUUCGCCUUCACUUACCACAUUCCCAUCUGGGGGGGUUUCCUAUUUUAUGCCGGCACUUUGGGCUUAUCUCCUCAUUUCCUUAGAUCUUAGGCGGCAUUCCAUGAAAUGAUUUUCACAUCCUUACCAAUGCUUGUUUUGUAAAGAGUUAAUAUCAGGAGAAGGCUACCGGCUGGGAAUUUAUGACCAAUCACGAAACCAUUUUCUGAUAAGACAUUUCUGAUAAGAUAUCGCUUGGCACGAGAUAUAUAUCAACCUCGGUUGGUGAAUUGGUGAAACUGAUGAAAGUGAC